CGAGACACGGCAGAGCAGCAGUCUUCGAAAGUUUCGAGCAUCGGGUCUGUUCGUGAGGUGGAGCGGGAGUUGGAAGCCGCGAGAGCCAUUGUGACCAGUACUCCACCUGGGGUGGCGGUGAUCCGGAUGGCGCUACCGCAGACUCCGGGCGGCGGGAUUCUUGGGGACGUCAUGCUGCAGCCACCUGUGACCACUUCGUCCAGCAAAGACUCCUUUUUGAGCCAAAAGGACGAAGAAGAUUUUCUCGCUGAUGAACGGGAGGGGCCAAAAAAGAACAAAAGUGAGGAGGUUACCGUGGUGUCCACAGGACAUCAAAUGACGCAACAGGCAGAGUCUGCUUUUUUUGCGGGAAAAGACGGUAGCCCGCUGGAUCGUGCAGGAACGCAACAGGACAAGGCGGUCACGACAUCCAGCAAAACAAGUUCAGUGCAUGACGAGGUUCCGUCUGGUCCAAUGAUGAAGAGUCAGAAGAUUGACGACGCAGAAGAAAUACCAGGCGAUCUUGCAACGAUGAAGAGUCAGAUCGGCGGAGGAGCUGGCCCUUCGUCGAUGUUGGGCGCGAGCUUGCCUAUCUCUCCAGUCGGUUCGGUUGGGCGUUCCGGGAGUCCGUUCGACGAAGAAGACUACGGAGAUGUCGCUGCGACCACGGUGGACGAAAUCAUUCUCGCUGGGGCAACCGCGGCGGACACGCGACAGACAGGGCUCAACAGAGAUGGCACCGGCGCGGCGGCGCAGGAACUGGACGACCUUGACUUCAGCGGCGACGAAGGUGGUGCACAAAACAAACGUUCUCGAGACGGGGGUCUGUGGUUGAAACAAAGCGGCGGGGCGGGAGUGGCGGAAGUCGUGGGGGGUUCGGGUUCGCGGCGCGGCGCCGAUCGGACCCCGCCAAAGAACAGAGCGCAAGAAAUUGACGAGGCGGAGUCGUUUUCGGCUACCUGGGAUCCAGCGACCAUGGAGGACGACUUGGCUGCCGCUGCGCGAUCUGCGUCCGAGCUCUUCUCGCACGACAGCGGUGAGUCUUCUAACAAGCCGUCAGGAACGGAUACCUCGCAGCAAACGCCCCCGUCCCGCCAGCGACCGCCGCACGGCGUUAGUACAAGCGGACCAGUGCCAGAUCAUGGAGGUUACAAGACGCCCCCACCUCCAGUGUCGAAGUCGCAAACUGGUGCUGGCAGGUCUUCCAGCAAAAAUUCAGGAGAAAAGUACUAUCGGGAACAACACCAAACCACGAGUGGCAGUCCCAAGGGAUCUGCACGGCAUCCGCACCAUGCGCACGGUGGAUCUACCCCCGAAUCCUUUUCUGCGCGUUCGGGUAAGCUCCUGCAGCUCGCAGCCCAACGCUACCCAGGCUCCACGUCUACUGGAGGUCGUGGGUUGCAAAAAUGGAACGACCAAAGCGGUGCGGCGUACCAGCGAAAUGUUUUUGCGUCGGCUACCUGGCCAGCAAGCGGCACUGCGCUCAGCACGUCGAGCAAAGGCACCAUCCAAGAAGACCAGUUCUAUCUGGAGCAAGCGCCCGUGGCGAAGCGGUCGGCGCGAGCGGAGCACAAACCUACGAAUAGUGCUAUGGUGGCUGGUAUUAACGACCCGUCGGGGCAAUUGAACCCGCCGAAAUCGGUGCCUUUGCUGCAUCGGGAUCGCAGCGGCAGCAGUGGCGGCAAAGGUGGGAAGCCGCGGAGCCAAAGCCGGGAACAGUACCGUGAGGAAUUGGAAUCUCCCCCGCGAGGGGAAGGGUCACCUUCAAAUACGAGGGUGCAACAGCUACUGCACCAUCAAAUCCUGCACGGUACCAUCAUGUCCAGCGAGCAGCAAAUGCAGCUUCAAACGAAAGCCUCGAGCCCGCGACCGCCCUCCACGUCCCAACCCGGCUCAGGAAACAAGCGGGGCAUGAUGCCAAUAGAACUACCUGGAGUCGGGGGCACAUCGUCUACAGCACCAGGAGUACUACAGCAGUCUGCUCCGCCAUCUUCCUCGCACGCAGGACCGCAUGCCGUGAAUGCAGGGCCAGGCGCUUCACUGCUCAGUUCCGCGGCUUUCCCGGUGGUGGUGGGGGGGUCCGGAACAGCUGGGCCCGGCGCGAGCCAGUCGCUGCUGGCGGGAUCUUCAUCCGCUCUGUAUCUGCAAAUGUCUUCGCUGGAAAAUCUUGCGCCGCUCGUGCCAUCAGGCACGAUUCAACAGCAAGACCAAAUACAGUUGGGAUCACACAGUUCGUCCGGAGCAACGGCAUCAGCUGCGCACGCGGCGAUGGCGUCCAGCCUGGCAGCGAGUCUGGCUGCAUCCAAAGUGGGCGCCGCUCGUCUGAGUCCGGUGCAGUCUCCGGAUCCCAUGGUACGAAGCGGUAUGCCUGGCGUCGGCCAUCCGCGCGUGCCGCCACUGCAGCUCGGUAGUCGGGAUUCUCGCCGCGGUGCCAGGGUGGCCAGUCUGAAGCAGACCGCGGGGCUUUCCGACGCAAAGGCGCCCGCGAAGCGUGGAUUUUGGCGGGAAAUUACCGCCGCCAAUUUGAUGAACCGCGAUCAUCGCGGGGCUCCGCCGCCAUCGCAACAUCCAAACAUUGCCAGUGCGGCCGCUGCCUUCCUCCGGAAACAGGGAUCUGGGGCAGCGGCGUCCGCAUCGUCGCCCUUCCCGGGCGACCAGGCGGGGCCUCGGUCCCGGUCUCCGAACUCGCGGGAGGACACGAGUUCGCAGAGUCCGCGGAGCGCCCGCGAUCGAUCACGCGGGCGGAGGAGCCGAAGUGGGCAACGAGGAGGCAACGUCGGGCAAUCCGAAGACGUCAACAAGAGCAGCAGUUCGACCGGACGAGGGUCUUCCGGUCGCAGACCAACGUCGGGAUCCAGCCGCGACACGAGUGCGCUGCGGACACGAUCGGCGUCCGCACGGGAGCCGCAGCGUGCGGCACGGUCCUCCGCGAGUCUUCGCGAGGCCGCCGCGGGGCUCAUCCAGCUUCAUACCAGCGCAUGGGAAAACCUGCCGCACUGGGCGCAGGGAGAAACCGUGAUGGCGCGCAGCGAGACGCGGUCCUCGGGGUCGCCCAGUACGGGACGGUCCUUACUGUCGGGGCGCAAGUCUUCGGACGGGGUCGACAAGACCGGGCAACCACAUCUUCGGUCCCCCUCUCCCCCUGCGAUCCACCCCAAAAGCGCGGUGAGCGCGCCAGCAGCGGCAGUGAGCGCGUUUGCGCAGCAGUUGGAAGAGACUGGGCGCUACGACGACCGGUCGUCCGCCUUGCUACGAAGCAUGUUGGCCGUCUACGACCGUGGGGGGCCACCCGCGGUGCUGUCACGAACGGUAACGCGCGAAGACCAGGGUGGGAUCUCGUCCACGAGUGGGGCCUCCUCCUCCAGUACUUCGGGCGCCGUGGUGUCCAGUAAGGUCGACUCCUCACGCAACCAAGACCGGACGCCGGGUGGCCGCGCCGAGGGCAUUUCGAGCAGCAGCUCCAGUUCGUCGAGCUCCUCUUCGUCCACGCCGCCGGGCGGCCAGCGGAGCGACCGAUCAAGGGAGCGCAGCCAGCGGGGAGAAAAGAGGAAGGCUGAGAUGCCGAUGAACCAGCAGCAGUCGGUUGGCCCGUACGGUGGGGGAGUAGCAUCAUCGGGCUUGUCCGUUGACGCCUUUGUCGAGCGAUUGUAUCGGCCGAGGUCCGGCCAGUCUCUAUCGCCUCGGAGCCAGCAGCAGCGGCACGGGGAGCGCCAGCUGCCACUGGAUCACUCCUUGCCGGUCAUCACCUCCGCGCAAGACGGGUCGCCAUCGGGCUUUGUUCUAGCGGGAGUCAUCUCACCAGACGGUACUAAGGCCCCGCAUCAACUUGGGGUGUCCGCGCCCGGCAAGAUGCGGUCUGAUUCUGACGGGGGUGCCUUCAUCUCGUCAGAUCCCGACAGCGGCGGCGGAGCCUCGGGGCAAGCGGAAAGUGCGAGCCCAACUAGCAGUCGGAAAGUUGUGCGCCCGCCGCGCCGCGACGAGUCGGACAUCAACAUUCGAGCGGAGCGCGUACCCCAUGGCACCCUCCUAGACCCGGACGCAGGCGGGCAUGAUGAACGCGCUUUACUCGCGCGUUCCCGGCUGGGACCUGCCUUUGGCCGUGGCGAGGGAUCCGCGUCUAUGCUUCUGGGCACGGGCGACGAAACCGGUGAGGAGCACCCCGACGGCAUUAUGGUGCAGGACGAUUCCUCUGCAACCGAUCAGGAAGGCCGGGGCGCAUCCGAGAUGCAGGACGCUGUGCAGCGCGACAUUUCCAUGAGUCCCGACAUGUACGAGCAGUUUUUUUACAACAAGGCACUGGCGGUCGGGAAGAACGCACCCAUCCCGCUCAGCCGCUUUCCUUUCGUGGGUCGCCGGCUCGCGUUCCCGCCCGUAGUGGUCUACAGCUACUACGCCUGCACCCUAGUUUUGCUCGCGUUGCUGCUUGCGCUGGCCGUGGAUGAAGUGCUGCCUUCGGUCUUGUUCGCGUGCUCCUUCGCUGCGGUUGUCGCUCUAGCCUCUGCGGCAGCGGCUCUCGCCACCGCAACGACGCAAGCGUCCGCGCUGACAGCAAUUUCCCUGGUGCGCCCGUCCAAAAGCUCGGGGAACGGGCAGAAGCUGGUCGCGGCCCUGAGCUCCGGCACCAUGUGGCAGAGCGAGGCACUGGCGACCAUGUUCGUGUUGCUAGUUUCCGGCGCAUUGUUCGGAAUUACAUACGCGGAGCGGGAAAAAAGUAAGUUUCCCGGCAGCCCGGGACUCUCGGCAUUUGCACACGUCGUGCUCUUUCUCUGGUUACUGUUCACAAUAGUCCUGCUUGUCUCCGGGACAGUGCUGGUAUCCAUCCUUGCAAAAGUGCAGCGGGCCAACACGCAGCUCUGGAAAAAGUACCUUCUCACAUCGCAGUCCGGCACCGCGGCAGCACCAGACGAACAAUCGCGGACGACAGGCGGCGCGCCUCGGUUUUCACAACCUUCAUCCCGGACGAUGAGGCUGGAAGAAGACCACGCCAUGCAACAGAAUGCGAACUUCAGUUUGGUUGGCACAAACGCUUUUAGCGUUGUGCCCGCAGCAAGUGCAGGAACUGCGGGACCACGGGCUUCCCCUGGGCCAAACACGCCCGCUGUAGAAGGAGUCGAGCCGGCGUUGCCCCCGUCAUCUUCCCCGCCAACGGGAAUGACCGCUGGCAGGACGGCUGCCACGGGGAUGCACCGAUCAAGCGCUGCCGAGGGUAUUCUUUCUGCAUUUGACCGGUACCGGGCGGAGACUAGUGGAGGUGAUAAUACACACCCACAACCUCCCUCAACGUAUUCGACCCUAUCGCAGCAAGCCCAGCAACAGUCGCUUAUGGAAAAUAUUAACGGCGCAGAUGACCAAUUCCAAUUCGAAGGCCAGCACCGAGCAGACGAGCCGGCACACGAUUCUGCGAGGAUGCGUGAUCAGCUGAACGCAACGUGGCGAUCGGACAGCAUGCCUCUGCGCGUGGUGGAAAUCCCGCUUUCGGCGGGUCAGGAGCACAACCAGAAUGGGCUGCGUCUCGACCAGCGGGAGAACGGCAGUUAUGGCGUUUUCCAGAACAGCCGCGGCAGUUACAGUCCGGGGGGAGGUCACCAGCACGCCAUAAACAGUUUGGAGAGCAGAGUGCCCAGCCUGGUACCUGCCGCGGGUGCAGCAGGCGGAUCUACUGUGUCGAAUGCCUCUACAGGCGGGGCUACGUUCCUGGCGGGAGCAAGUGCGAUGUCAAGUAACACACUUAUGACAUCGACAGCGGCUGGCGGUCGUGGCAGAAGUGGUGCUAGCCUAUCUGAAGUCGGUCUGGAACUACAGCAGUUAUCAGCAGCAGAUCGGCAUCAAGUAGAGCAGCUGCAAUCUAAUGUUUAUCCAGUUCACCUGCAACCAGGGCAACAACAGCCGCGCCAGAGUCGUUAUGUUUCGGGAAGCGCAGGUCAGCGGGCGACGGCUAAAACCUUUAUCCGCGGCGCACCAACGUCAUUUUUCGCUGCAAACGCCAAGCAGCUUCAAUCGCUGAUGGAGCAGAACUAUCAGAUGUAAAAAUGUCUGGGUCUGGAAGAGUCAUGCUGUUUUUGCAUGACACAGAAGGUCUGGCAUGGAAGCUCUAGCAUUAGAGGUUUCGAGAAGCUUCCGCAAUGCCGAAUCCGCAUGACAAAUCCCCCACUUUGGUGACAGAAAGUGGGCAGCUUUUGCUACCCAUGCAUGAGAGAUUUUUCUGUGUUCUGAAAUGUGCAUCACAGAUUCGGAUUCUUCCAGACCCAGACAUUUUUACAUUUGAUAAGAACGGAGCGGUCAUGGUCUUGUCUUUGUCUGCGGCGGUCACCUAUCAAAUGCAAAAAUGUCUGGGUCUGGAAGAUUGCGAGAUUUGUCAUGCUUGUCUGGCAUGACUAAAAAGUUUGUGAUGCGUGUCCAAGAAGAGACCCUUUUGCCUGUCAUGCAAAAACGCAGUUUGUGUUUGUCAUGCGAAAAACGCAACACAAAGAAGCGCAGAUAUUUGUUUCUCAUGCUUCGCUGUGCAUUACAGAGCAUUCACUAUUCCCAACGCAACAUUACAAGUUUCCAGACCCAGACACUUUUACAUUUGAUAUCACCAUCAUGAACCUCCUGGCCCUCGCGAUCGUCACAGGAGAGACUAAGUAUGGGACUGCGAAGGUAUUUUCGUCUUUUCAACACUCAUCAUUCAUAGAAUUCGAAAGUACUAUUUGCGCUGAAGCCAAUUCCACCAAUAGCCAUGAACCCUUGAUGAAAGAGUCAACAGAAAACAACUACGGGAUGCAAAUCAACACUCAACUUUUCUCAGUAUCACUUCUUCGUGCUUUUUUUCCUGUACGUUGAGUGGACGAUCUUGUUUGCGGUCCUGUGCAAGUUGCUGCGUGAGCUGAUCAUGUUGACGGCCGACAUGCGGGCGGUGGAUCCAAGUCUUGGCCUGUCGCUGUUUGGGCAUAAGGUGGACGCCAGCGCCUUUCGCCGCACCGUCGCCUUGCCGAUACUCACACUGCUCGUCGCGAUUAUGGGCAGCCUGCUGUCCUCGUGAGGAAACUAGCUACUGGCAAAAGCGGUGCAGCCGUCUGCAGCCAGUCACCUCGUGUGAUGAAUCUGAAGCGAAACUAUUUUUGAUGAGAAUGCACUAAUCAGGCACAAUAUUUUCUUGAAAUCGUCGAUAUUAUCUUGCUUUUACUACACUACUCAUACCUACGCCAUGUACGAUAUGCGUCUUUCCUUUUUUUCGUGUCAUCUACACGUACGAAGACCUUGUUUCGAAUUC
This is a messenger RNA of Amoebophrya sp. A120, 7231 nucleotides long. Lineage: Eukaryota; Dinophyceae; Syndiniales; Amoebophryaceae. The record is from the annotation of a GenBank genome assembly.